This is a messenger RNA of Lycium barbarum (goji berry), 1890 nucleotides long. RefSeq names its product guanylate kinase 2-like. Gene Ontology annotation, cellular component: cytosol. NCBI's taxonomy places the organism in Eukaryota, Viridiplantae, Streptophyta, Magnoliopsida, Solanales, Solanaceae. Gene Ontology annotation, biological process: purine nucleotide metabolic process. Gene Ontology annotation, molecular function: GMP kinase activity; protein binding. The record is from RefSeq and is a predicted model, not a curated record. The transcript is spliced from 11 exons. The coding region runs from base 382 to 1578 and encodes 398 amino acids.
UUGGUCCCCUUCCCCUUUCUUCCACAUUCCUAAGCCUUCAAAUAUAUAUGGCAAACCUUCCCAAGCUUUCUUCAACCUCUUUCUUCCUCUCAUUCAAAGUUGCUGACUUUUCUAUAUAUUCAAACUUUAUUAUUCUUCUUCUUUGACAGAUCUCUUCUCUUCCAAUUGUUAUAGAUAACCCCUCUUCUUUCUUCAUUCAAUACAUACAUAAAAGAUUACAAGAACAAAAAUAUAGCUUUUGGGUAACCUUAAAUCUUGAUUUAUUAGAUUUUUUCCCCCAAGGAAUGCAUAAUUUUUUCAUGUGUUUUUUUUUUUGGUCUGAUUUGUGACUUUUUAUUGGUCAGGCCGAAUCUUUUUUAUAGAAGGAAAAUACUUACAUCUAUGGGAGAAGCACCAGCUUUCUUUGCUGAUAGUGUUCCAAAUGGGGUUGAUUUGAAAUCAAAGGGACACAAAACGGCUAUUUGUAUCGACACUAAAAUUUAUGUGAUUGGUGGGGCUGAUCAUGAAUCGCCGUCGGUCAUUGGAGUUCGAAUCUUUGACAAAUCUAGUGGUGAAUGGAUAAACCCCACAGUACUAGGUGCUAAACCCAAGCUGUCAAAUGGCCACUCAGCCGUGCUUAUAAAUGUUGAUCGUAUAUUGGUCAUUAAGAGCAAUUCGAAUACUGAUGACUGCUUUUGGUUUCUUGAGGUGGGCACCCCAUUUAUAAAAGAACAGGAAAAGACACAUGGAAAUGAUGUGGUUGCCUGGAGUAAGGGAGUUUUAGGAAAUGUUGAGAAGCCUAUUGUCAUUAGUGGCCCUUCUGGAGUGGGGAAGGGUACUUUGAUAACUAAACUAAUGAAAGAGUUCCCAUCUAUGUUUGGAUUUUCUGUGAGCCACACAACCCGUGCACCAAGAGAAAAAGAGCAGAAUGGAUUUCAUUACCAUUUCAGUGACCGUAGUGUAAUGGAGAAAGACAUAAAGGAUGGGAAGUUUCUGGAGUUUGCUUCUGUUCAUGGUAAUCUUUAUGGUACCAGUGUUGAAGCUGUUGAGGUGGUUGCUGAUGCUGGCAAGAGAUGCAUCCUUGAUAUUGAUGUUCAAGGUGCAAGGUCUGUGAGGGCUAGCUCUCUUGAUGCUAUUUUCAUUUUUAUUUCUCCACCAUCAUUUGAAGAACUUGAGAAGCGCCUUCGUGAUAGGGCAACUGAGACUGAAGAGCAAAUCCAAAAGCGUCUCCGAAAUGCUAGGGCGGAACUAGAACAAGGAAAAUCAUCAGGUCUCUUUGAUCAUAUUUUGGUGAACGAUGACCUAGAAAGUUGUUAUGAGAAUCUUAAGAACAUCUUGGGUCUCACUGAAGGUGUGAAGACUGCUCCUAUAACAUAUCCAGAAUUAGUCGACUUGCCUGUUGAACAUUUAGUCUCAAAGAAUGAUCAGAAGAUUUUAAUUAACUGUGGUGCUGCAGAACAUCAAAAGGCAUCAGAUAACAUGUAUGUUCUGGAGUUGUCUUUGCUCAAAGGAGGGGCCCCAGGACGGACACGAGGACUAAACCUAUAUGUCACCAAUCCUUCAACUGAUCGCGUAAAUGGCGACAAUCAUCUGAGCUAACCUACCACCUUUGGUUUCAAUAAUUGUUUUUCACUUCUUACGUCUUUAGAGGGAUCGAGCCCUUCAAGAGAACCACGCUUCGACUACGUGAUAUCUUUCUUGGAUAGUUUGAACUAUUUAGUUCCUAAUACACGAUUAAAUGAAAAAUGGUUUCUAAUUGAUGCGGAAAUUGUAGGUUAGCAGCCUUAAACUAUUGAGAGCCUAAGAUAUGUAACUGUUCUACCCGAGGACUAUGUAGAGUAAGAAUGAGUAUGUUGGAUGGAAUUCUUUCAUCUUUUUCUCUAGUAUAUUCAUUUCUUUUUUCUUCUCUUA